GAUGGGGGGGAAUGGGGCACCCCCUGCCCCGUGUCCUGCACACACAGGGGUGUUCCAGCAGAUGGGAAAGAAUGAGUGUUACUUCAUCAACGGCACCGAGCGGGUGAGGUACGUGGAGAGGAUCAUCUACAACCGGCAGCAGGACGUGCACUUCGACAGCGAUGUGGGGGUCUUUGUGGGGGACACCCCGUUUGGGGAGAUCCAAGCCAGGGACUUGAACAGCAAACAGGAAGAGAUGGAGUACAGACGGGCUGCGGUGGACACGUUCUGCCGGUACAACUACCAGGGGUCCACCCCGUUCCUUGUGAACCGCAGAGGUGAGCGCGGGGCAGAGCGGGUCCCCUCGGGAAUUUUCCUGCCCCGGGAACGUCCCUGGAGCCCCUGA
Empidonax traillii (willow flycatcher) is the source of this 385-nucleotide messenger RNA. Its product is annotated as class II histocompatibility antigen, B-L beta chain-like. Gene Ontology annotation, biological process: antigen processing and presentation; immune response. The record is from RefSeq and is a predicted model, not a curated record. The coding region runs from base 2 to 385 and encodes 127 amino acids. Gene Ontology annotation, cellular component: membrane; MHC class II protein complex. NCBI's taxonomy places the organism in Eukaryota, Metazoa, Chordata, Aves, Passeriformes, Tyrannidae. The transcript has a single exon.